Molecule: messenger RNA, 1482 nt
Organism: Cyclopterus lumpus (lumpfish)
Lineage: Eukaryota; Metazoa; Chordata; Actinopteri; Perciformes; Cyclopteridae
Product: gastrula zinc finger protein XlCGF8.2DB-like
Exons: 1
Coding region: 212-1324 (370 amino acids)
Biological process (GO): regulation of transcription by RNA polymerase II; central nervous system development
Cellular component (GO): nucleus
Molecular function (GO): RNA polymerase II cis-regulatory region sequence-specific DNA binding; DNA-binding transcription factor activity, RNA polymerase II-specific
Source: RefSeq, a predicted model, not a curated record
CCCAGAGCCCCCACACAUUAAAGAGGAACAGGAGAACCAAGAACCCCCACACAUUAAAGAAGACCAGGAAGAACUCUGGACCAGUCAGGAGGGAGAGCAGCUUCCAGGGCUAGAGGAGGCUGGGUUCACGUUCUCAUUCACUCCUGUGAAGAGUGAAGAUGAGGAAGAGGAAGCUCAUUCCUCACAGCUUUAUCAAAGGCAAACUGGAAAUAUGGAAACAGAUGCUGAUGGAGCAGAUUGUGGAGGACCAGAACCAGACAGGAACUCAGAUACUGAUGACUGUGAUGAUUGGAAGGAGAUCAGAGAACCUCAAUCGGGUUUUAACUCUCUGAAUAAUGAUGAAGUUUAUGUCAGUGAUUCAAAAUGUAGUGCUGGUGAAAAAACAUUAAGCUGCUCUGAAUUUGGGAAAAGAGUUUUGAAUAAACACAUGAGAAGCCAAACAAGUGAGAAAACAUUCAAUUGCUCAGUUUGUGAUCAAAGCUUUAAGCGCAAGUCAAGUCUGAAGAGACACAUGUUAACUCACACAGGAGAGAAACCUUUCAGCUGCUCAGUCUGUAAAGCAGCUUUUACACAUAGUGGAAGUUUAAAGGCUCACAUGUGUACUCACACAGGAGAGAAACCGUUCAGCUGCUCAGUCUGUAAAACAUCUUUUACACAGAGUGGAACUUUAAAGGGUCACAUGUUGAUUCACACAGGAGAGAAACCUUUCAGCUGCUCAGUCUGUAAAACAUCUUUUACACAGAGUGGAACUUUAAAGGGUCACAUGUUGAUUCACACAGGAGAGAAACCUUUCAGCUGCUCAGAGUGUAAGCAAUCUUUUAAACGGAGGGGAGCUUUAAAUCGACACAUGUUGAUUCACACAGGAGAGAAACCUUUCAGCUGCUCAGAGUGUAAAUCAUCUUUUGCACAUAGGAGAACUUUAAAUAUUCACAUGUUAACCCACACAGGAGAGAAACCUUUCAGCUGCUCAGUCUGUAAAACAUCUUUUUCACAGAGUGGAACUUUAAAUACUCACAUGUUAAUUCACACAGGAGAGAAACCUUUCAGCUGCUCAGAGUGUAAAACAUCUUUUACACAUAAGAGAAGUUUAAAUACUCACAUGUUAACUCACACAGGAGAGAAACCUUUCAGCUGCUCAGUCUGUAAAAUGUCUUUUACACAUAAGAGAAGUUUAAAUACUCACAUGUUAACUCACACAGGAGAGAAACCUUUCAGCUGCUCAGUCUGUAAAAUGUCUUUUACACAGAGAGAUCAUUUAAAUAGACACAUGUUACAUAGCUGCAAACUUGUCGCUCUUCAACCAAGUUUCUUCAUUUCUAACUAACACACACACACACACACCCACACCCCUCGCCCCGUUAUUGCUUGAUGUUGUUAGGGAGUAUACUUGUAAUUGUGUAAUACAGUUGUUGAAGUGUUGAUCUAAAAUAUUAUUGAAUAUUAUGAGUAUUUUUAAGGUAAAUAAACUGUUAUAGUUUUAGA